Molecule: messenger RNA, 1288 nt
Organism: Neopsephotus bourkii (Bourke's parrot)
Lineage: Eukaryota; Metazoa; Chordata; Aves; Psittaciformes; Psittacidae
Product: fibrous sheath CABYR-binding protein-like
Exons: 6
Coding region: 47-1288 (413 amino acids)
Source: RefSeq, a predicted model, not a curated record
GGUACCUUCAACUGAAAAAAUUAAGCAGUGUCAGUGGCAGGACUAAAUGUGUUUGCUUUCCACAGUGCCUGAAGAACACUGGAUGGGAGUUCAGAGUGAUGUGGAGGGACCAGAUGCCUCUUUCUUUGUUGAGACACCAGUGCCCCCCACUGUGACAGAAGCAAUGAACCAGAAUUUCCCGGAAGGCCCUGCAGCAGUGGCUCCUGGUUUCCUUCCUACUGCGGUAACAGCAUCCCCAGGAGAGGCCAAAGCUACUGAUAGACCAAAAGGUUCAUCAUCAGGAGAUGCCAAGCCUCCUCAAGCUCUGGAUGCUGGAUUUGCACCCACAGUUGAAGCCAACCCUUUUCAGGCUAUGGAUGUUGGGUUUGCUCCUGCGCCGGAAGUCGAGCCUCCUAAUGCUAUCAAUGCAUCUGCUCCAGUGGCAGACACCAGCUUCACCCCAGCAGAUGCUAUGUCCCAUUACACUAUGGAUUUGGAGUUUGCCCCAGCAGAAGAUGCAGGGUUUGCCCCAGCAGAAGAUGCAGGGUUUGCCCCAGCAGAAGAUGUGGAAUCUCACAAUGCUAUGGAUUUGGCAUUUGCCCCAGCAGCAGAUGUGGAAUCUUACCAUGCUAUGGAUGCAGCAUUUGCCCCAGCAACAGAUGUGGAAUCUAACCAUGCUGUGAAUUUGGCAUUUGCCCCAGCAGCAGAUACUAAAUCUCAUCAUGCUAUGGAUUCUGAAUUUUCCCCAGGAGCACAUGCAGAGUUUGCCCCUGAAGCAGAAAUCAACCAUCAUCAUGCUAUGGAUGCUGGGUUUGCUCCUGUAGCAGACACCAAGCCUCUUCCUGCCAAAGAUUCUGGGUUUGCUUCUGCAGAAGCUAAGGCUACUACUGCAACGGACACCACAAUUGCUGCUUCUGAAGAGCUGAGGACUUCUGAGUCUUCUCUUGAGCAAGACAAGUCACCUUUCUGCAAGCCUCCUGCAGAAACAACUGCAAAUGCAGAACAAGAAUUGAAAGCCCCAGAAGGCCAGGUUGAUCUUUCAGAGCAAGCUAAAGUUGGCAAGCCGCCUCCAAGCAACCAGGAAGAGCAUCUUCUGGAGCAGACAAACCAUGUUUCAGAACCAGCAGUAGAAGCAAAAGAAGCUGUUGCACUAGAAAAUAAAGACCUCCUUCCAGAAAAAUCUGUUACCGCUGUGGAUGUUACUGUUACAGAGAAACAAAAGGAGGAGGCAGAACACAACCAUGUCCAACAUGCAGAAUCUCAGCAAGAAAAAACCCUGCAGGAGCCCACAGUCUCAUCUUUCCACUAA